Molecule: messenger RNA, 17273 nt
Organism: Schistosoma haematobium
Lineage: Eukaryota; Metazoa; Platyhelminthes; Trematoda; Strigeidida; Schistosomatidae
Exons: 35
Coding region: 10945-14760 (1271 amino acids)
Biological process (GO): signal transduction
Molecular function (GO): molecular adaptor activity
Source: RefSeq, a predicted model, not a curated record
AAUCUAAGGCUUCACAGCAAUUGUUACUAAGUUCUUAUGUCAAGAAUUGACGUAAGCUCUACAGUCCAUGCUUGUGACGAAUUGAGCAUCGAAACUAGUCCUUGAGUACAGCGCUUCACUCAUCGUCUCGAAAACAGCUGGUUCCAUGGAGGUGGUCUAUCAUGAACUAUCUGCGGGAAAAGAUACUAGUUUGUCUCAGGUUUUGUCGGAGUGGAGCAGAAGAUACGAAGAAAAGUAUUCCGCUUUACAGCGUCGGUUUUCUGGAUUAUGUAGCGGAGAAAACUACGGUAUUACGAACACAUCUAGACCAAGGUCUGGGGACAUAAGACAGCCGUCGUACAACGAACUUUUGGAAGAAAUACAGAGUGCAUUGCAGCUGAAGGCAAAUCUUUCUGUUGAGUUAGAAGCACUGCAACAAAUUCGUUCGGAAUUAGAAGAUUCGGAAUGCAUGUCUGAAGUCCAUUUUCGCUUGGAACGAGCCACUGAAAAUAACCGACGUCUGCAUGCAGCUUUACAGGCGGCGGAUGAACAAAUUACAGAGCUUGUACUUAGUAAAAGGUUGCUAGAAGCUCAGAUGAAUGAGUUGCGUAAUAGUCGGGAUGCAGAACUUGUGGAAGCCAAAGAACGUGUUCGAGCAGCGGAACGUGCAGUUAUUGCUGCCACACGUAGCGUUAAUUCAUGCAAACCUGUGAGUGAAAAGGAUAAACAAACUCACUCAAAAGAACCAGGGAUUCUUAGUCAACAGAAUGUUAUUUCAAAUCCAAGCCAACCUUUCAUGCCUUUAGCUUUCAAGAAACCUCUACAGAAUCAUUCUAGAAAUUACACAACAUUGACUGCCUUUUCUUAUGACGAUUUCGAUUCAUUGGAUGAAGACACAGAUGACGAAACUGACAAGCAUUUAUGCGAAAGGACGGCUGCUGUCGAUUUGGGCGAAAAUAAUCUAGAGCUCCCUGUAGGAAAUAAAGAAUCGAAUGUAGAGGCCGAAAAAGAAAUCUCCAUCCCUGCAAAUAAUGAUGCAAAUAUUCGACAUAAUCAAGAAUGUCCUAUGGAAUCAUCGAUGGAAGAUGUUUUCUCCAAAGAUAUGGAUAAUGUAACUUCACCUAGUUCGCCUUCUUUCGUGGGAGAAGUAUUGGAUUCAGUGUCUCCAGCACUAUCUAGUACACCUAGAAAAUCAUUGCCAAAUGAAACUGUCGUUACUCCAUUCAGUUGUGCUAAUCUAUCCGAUUUAACAAAUGAUGUUUUAGGAUGGAAUAGUGAUUUGAAAGCCACACCAUACAUAAAACAAGAAGAAAAAGAAGUAAAUGAAGUCGUAUCAAAAGUGGAUUAUUUAAGAUUAUUAGAUGAGAUGGAGGAACUUCGUCAAGAACUAGAUUUACUACGUCAAAAUGCUCAACUUUCACAAUUAUCACAUAGUAAUAUUCCAAAACCAGUUAUAAACAAUAGCACGCAUUUAACUAGUGAUAACAAGCUUUACAAACCCGGUUUAACAACUCAAUUGUUGGAGUUAAAAGAUGAGUUGGUUUCAACUUCUAAUGAACCUUCUUCACAAAAACCAAGUAGUUUACUACCAACAUUACCUCCAGGAUCAACUCGGUUAUAUGACUGGUCUUUAAAUAAGAGUGAUUUACAACUAGAAAAUGAAAUGAGUGCAAAUAACUCCAGUGACUCUGAAACUAGUACUGAAAAACCUACUCCUGUUAAAACAUCUUUAUCUCCUUGUGAACAUUGUAUAGAGCUUCAAGCAAAAAUUAUGGCUUAUGAAGCUAUACAUGCAGCACAAGAAGAUUUCUGUACAGAAAAAAUUAUUGAACAAUCAAUAUUGAAUACAGAAGCUGGUACACAAUGCGAUGAGACCCUACAAGAAGCUGAUAAUACAACUGAAAAUUACAAGUUAUUGCAUAUACCAAAUAAUGACAUAUUUACACAGACAGAUCCUGAGGUUAAAAAUGUAUUAUCACAUUCUGUCUAUUUACAAACUGAUCCCAAUCUAACAGUGAAUGGUGAUGAUCAAAUUAAAAAUUAUACAGUUUGUCUAGAAUUUUAUCAUAAAAUGAUUUUGUCCAUAAUUGAUGUCAGUACAACAUUGAAACAUGAGUUAACUGCACGUAUCAAUGAUCAAUAUUCAUGGAUGAAUAAUGAUUUAUCAUUGAAUUGUGAUAUGAAAAAUAGUGAACAAGAGAAAAAGAAUGAAUUAAAAGGUAUAGAUUGAUAAUUUGUUGAUUUAUGUCAUGCAGUUUUAUGUUUUUAUUGUAUUAUUAAUUAAAGUAAUCUUUAUUUAUAUCGACAUGAGACUAUAAUGAUAUAUUGUGCUUGUAACAUUCAGCAUAAAGUCGUCAGUUAGUUGUGAGCGACGUCGUAAAAUUUCGUAUAUAAGUAUGUUAGCGCUAUUUAAUUCAUGUCAGUAUAUCAGUAUAUCAAGAUGAAAUGAUCAAAAUGUAUACCAAAGUAGUAGAAAUAAUAAUAAUACUGGUGAUGAUAAAAAAUGACCAGAUAUAGAGAAUAUGAUUAGGGAAGAAUGAAUGAAUUUCACGGAAUAAAAGGUAAAAGAUAAUUCUAGGAAGUCUAGAUCUUCAAGAAUUCAAAGAUUGAAAUCAUCUGACCGUUUCAAUCGAUUCUAAAUCAAUGUCCUCAAUCAUUUGUUACGGUAAUCGUUUGAACCUAAUAUUCACUUUCAUGUUAGCUAUUAUGAAAACAUAAAAUUUCUUAAUAUAAAAUCCAAAAUUUUCUCACAAUUAUUAUCAAUAAAAUCUAAAAAUUGUCUUUUCUAUUGUUCACUUUCUUUAAUCUAUUAAAAUAAUUCCAUGUUAUGAAUUGUUCACAUUAUGACGUAUAAUUGACAAUUGAAGUAGUAAUGGAAUUCAGUUUAUAUUCAGUAUGUGUUUACACACGCGAAUAAAAUGGAAUAACACUUAAUUUGUUAUAUUAAACUACUACCUUAUAUUCAAUGUUAUUAUUCUUUCUAGAUGAAGUGUCGUUCUUUGAAUUAGAUGGUUUAGUCGUGAAACAUUCAUUGUCCUUUUGGACAAUAUCAGCCAUUCUAUGUUCAUUUACUGAUGAGUGUAUUAUUAUUAUUCACAUUUACAUCUGAUCGACAUUUCUUUCCAAGUUUAAUUCGUAAAAAUAGCAUUGGAAAAUAUCUCCUACUUUCACUAUCGACAAGUAGUAUGCAUCACUAAUGAUCACUUACGUUAUAUUUAUUUUAUAAAUAUGUUCGGAAAACUUUAUGAGAAAAGCUUUCGCCUGGAAGUAUCCAGGUGGUUCUGUAGUGAAUUAUCCAGUAGCUUGAUUUGGUAACGAUGUAAGGUGAAUUCUUAGUUGAUUUCUCCAGUUAAAUAUACAUUGUGCAGUAGCUUCGUUGAGAAAUGUUUCUACAUCUAUUAUGUAAACUGUUUCCUUUUCUGUUCUACACAGUAACGUAUUCUAAAUUUACUUAAUUCGUUAAAAGAUCAUAGUAACAAUAAUGUUGCUAUUUUUAGCGUUUGUAAUCAUUUCGUUCGGUGGCAUUAAGAUUUUCAUCCACUGAUUUUCAGUUAGUAUAUAACUCAUAAGUUGUUAAUAGUGAUAAACUCAUAUAUUACAUGUUCAAACACAGAGCAAUUGAGUUUUAAAUGAUCUAACCUGCUUCAUUUACAUUGAACCCUCAUCAUUCUGUUACACUUGGAUACUUCCCUUUGUGCUCUCAUAUGUUUUAUUCUAAUUUAUUUAUUCUCCUCCCCGUUUCUGCCUUGAUUCUGUUUCGAUAUAGAAUAUUAUGCUUGCUUUUGCUUAUAGAUAAUUAAAUGAAAACGUUUUUCUCUAUUCCUAAAUACUUUCAUACAUUUACGUUUUACUGUGUUUCUUAGUCAUUCUUUGUUUGUAAGAGUAGGAUAAACUUUUAUCAUGAAGUGACUUAUUUCUUAGAAUUCAUUCAUCAUAUUCUCCUCUACUUUCUCUUUAGUUCAACUUAAUGAUUACUUGAAUGAAUGUGAUCAUUUACUGGUUACCAAUGUUAUAUGCGAUACAAAAUAUUUAGAUCAUUUCCGAACAGAUUGCAAGUUUUUAACGUGUAGGUUGAUUUUAAUAUUUUAAUAAGUAGAAAUUUUCUUUAGACGAUUUAUUAUUAUUUUUAAUAUAAAAGAAUGAUAUCAGAUUGAUGGAUAACCAAAUGUAAUUGUUCAGUACUUGUUGUGAUAUUUUGUGUUUAAAUAGGGGAUAGGGAAUAAUGAGUAUUUUAAUUGUACUUUUGUUGGUUUACAUUGGUGUUGUAGUGCAAAACUUUAGUUUUUAUUUUGGUCGAAUAAAUUCUUAUCAGUUGAAUUUAUGAGUCGAUUUAAACUAGACCACCAUUAAAAACCUAGAAACACUGGAGGGCUGUUUCGUCCUAGUAUGGGACUCUUCAAUAGCGCGCAUCCUGCAUGCAGGAGUCAUUUAAUAUUAUUGCAAUCUCCACAAAGCUCCGUUUUUAUAAUAAUCAUGUGCUCACUAGUGACUAGCAUCAACAUGUAUUUCCUGGAGUUCUAGUAAGAAGUUGUGACCAGUUGAGUCCAAUCUGUGUCGGGUAGAGACAGGUAUCUACCUCAGACAGUGGGUGAAUGGUUGCGCAAGAUUAUGGGCCGAUUGAAGUUAGAUAUUAACACCAUUAGAAGCCGGCUCACUGAUCUAGAAAUUAUGCCUUCGCUCUCUAGACCGAAGGUCCUGGGUUUGAGUCCCGCAUGCGGGAUCAUGGAUGCGCACUAUUGAAGAGUCCUAUACUAGGACGGAACAUCCGUUCAGUGUUUCCUGAUUUUCAAUGGUGGUCUAAAUCAGAUCCACUCAUGAAUCCAACGAUUAUGCCAAAUUUUCGUUCAUAAAAAUCUGAAAUUAGCGCUAUUGUAAGGUUGAAAUAAUGUACUCUAAUAGAUGAAAAGUAAGGUGUCAGAGUGUUUAAAAAAACUAUUUUUAACAAUUGUUCAUUUUCUUGAACACCAGACAGUGUCAAAUGUCUUUUUGUAGUUUUCUUUGUGCUAUGAUAUUAAAUUAUUUAUUCAACGAUAACAUUGGUUUACAAAUUGUUAGAUAAUCUUUCCAUUCAAGGUAUUCAAGAUAAUCAGUUACUGAUUGGAAUAAUAUUAUUUAUAUCUCAUGUAAUAAAAAAAUAUAUUAAAUACUAAGGUUUGAUUUAGUAAUUUUGAGUAAAUUAAGCAUUGGUAGAUUGUUAUAAAUAAAUAAUAUAUUUGUAGUAUCCCAAAUGAGAUUUUCUGACUUUUAAAUGUUUCAACGGAACAACAUGAAUAUUAUGUGAUCAAUCAAAAAACAGGUCUGAAUAAAUCAAUGUCAUGUCAUUUCCGUUAUACUAUUUAAACUUGGACUAAUUUUAGUUUGGUUAUUUAUUCUCUGAAGAAGUGGCUUGUACUAAGUGACGAAACGUCAGAAAAUCUAAUUUUUCUACUCAUUGGGAUAUUACAAAUAUAUUAAUUUAUUCAUAUUAAACACUGUUAUGUCAUUUUAACAGCUUUCAAAAAGUAUUUCUACUUUGAUUCAUAGAAAAAAAACAUAAUAUCAAAGCCAAUGUUUUAAUUCAUAUCAAUGUUGUUUUUAUCAUUUAAUGAAAAAAGGAUUGUUUUAAUAAAUGCUGGUUUGUGUAAAAUCAUAUCUAAUGCUAAUUCUAUUUGUGGAUACUUUGAGUUGUUAUUAUUAUUAUUAUUUUAAAGCUUCGAUACUAUUGCUGAUUAUUGUAAAAUGUUUAAUGAUUGAAACGCAGUAAUGGGUUAAAUCUAUGCAAUGUGACAAUCUCUACGAGUCUAUUAUUAAUAAUAUAAAUAAAUAAGAGCUCAAACAUCAAUUUUCUCUUAUGCGCUUUGAACAUAGUUUUAUUAACUUUCACUAAAAUGUGUGUAUACCAAUAUUGCUUUCUUAAUGUUGUUUUUCUAUUCUGUUUGAGUAUUUAUUUUGGAUGGGAUUUUAAAAUUGGUUUUUAUUUGUCGUUUUAUUUUUGUUUUCCCGGUACUGAAGUUAUUUUUUGAAUUUAUUAUUGUCAGAAUUUGUUUGAAAUUGUUAUGUUUUGUCAGAUGUUAUAUUAAGUUUAGAAUGACCUUAAUUGUAAUAUGUUAAGACUGCAUAUACCUGAUGUGGAGUUGGGUUCGAAUCUUAUUUAUUUAUUUGAACACAGAAAUAUUGGUACAAAGGAACACUGAAUUUCUAUGCGUCACAUAAGUCACUUAUUUUGUGUGUGGGCUACGAUACUGCCCAGGUGCCCAGACCAAAACAGGUGGUUUUCUUAGGGGGCCACACACGGAGCCUUCGACCUAAAGGUCUGAUCCAUAAAGCGGUGGAGCAUCGUAAGGAGAUGCAGUUCCAUGGUAGCUGGUGACCCACAAUUGGUUCAUACGCCAUUUGUUCCCUUAGGGUACUGCAGCCCAUGUGCACCAUUAGUUUGAAAUCAGGGCUUUCCAACUCCCCUAGGUGGAUCCUGUGUGUCCAGCAAUCCGGUUAAAGUGCCGGAUAUUCGCUUUUUGUCCUCUCAAUUUUGUAAACAACACCCCCGCCACGAGAUGGCUGUGUGUAGGACUUCCAUGGCAGUGUCUGCUUACGCAUGGCCACGUGAGAGUAUUUGGAGUUUGAGAGCACACUCCCCAUCCUCGGCCGUAUCAGGGGGAAAGUUCGAAUCUAAAAAUUACAGGUUGGAAUCUGAGUGGUUUUCUUCUAAGCUACUACUUUUAUAGGGAUUUAUGUGUACAGGUCAAUAUCGCAGGUAUUCUGUAGUCAUUGUUUUUUAGCAGUUGUUAUUGAAAAAUAUGAUCAUAAGUUAUUUGUGAAUACACUCUUAAGGUUUUCAGUUGAUAUAUUACUUCUGAAAUAGUAUGCUAUCUGUGCAAGUUCCCAUCAUAAAUUAUUAGUCGCACCUCUUUAAUGUUCGGGGAAAUGCUGCUUUUUGUCUAAAUUAAGCUUAUUGACUGCAUUAUAGAUUCACCAUUACACCACUUUUACUAUAACAUGCAGGAUAGGGUUUCUCGACAAAUCGAAGUGAUAAUUUUGGGACGUUUCUUGUGACUCAGAAUUUCUUUUAAAAUUUUAAAACCUUCAGUUUUUCAACCAUUAUUUACGAAGACUAAACAGCGUACCUCAGUUGUGUGAGCGUACAUAAUACGUAUAUUGUUUACUCUUCUCAAACAGCUAUAUUUGGGCAGUUGUUGCCUGAAAUAGAUCGUCUUCUCACGUUAUGUAAAAUUGGAUGUGAAAAACUAAUUGAAUCAACAGAUAUAUCAAAAUUAAAUCAAGUUGAUGUUGAUAUUGAAAACUGUGAACUAGUUCGUAAUCUUCGUGAACAGUUACUUACUGCUCAUCAGUUGUUAACUGAAAAAUUACCUGUAGAUACAAAGAUUGCACUUUUGGAAACAUCUCAAAUUGUUGAAACAGAACGUAUUCAAUUGCAAGCUGAAAUGGAUCGUCGACUUUCAGAAUUUGAACGGAAUCAUACUGCAUCAUUGGUAGAGUUGGAGACAAAUCGACAUGAUCUGAUGCAACAACUUGAUGAAAUGGAAUUAAUUAAUCGUGAAUUAAAAAAUGAAAUAUUCUCAGUUCAACAAAAACUUCAAGCUAAAGAGAAAUUCCUCAAUGAGCAAAUAGAAGAAAGAGAACUAGAACGAGAGGAAUUCCGUAUCGAAUUAAAUCGUCUUAAAAGUGAACUUGAAAUGAAAAAAUCACAGGUGAUGUCAUAUAAAUUAGUGGAUACUAGUGAUACAGAUUCUUGUACUACACCGUUGAGUAUAAAAGAAACAGGACAAAAUAACUUCGUACCUCAUUGGAUAUCUGAUUUAAAAAUGGAACAUUUAUGUCCAAAUGAUUCUAUCAAACCAAAUAUUCAAACAUCUGUACAAUCUAAAUCACGGGAUAUUGUAUCAUGGAGUAAACCUAGUGAUUCUGAUGAUGAUAUAUUAAGCGGAAAUAUAAACAAUUCAAUAACGCAGAAUCAAUAUAAAUAUGUUGACCAACAAAAUGAUUGGCAACCUUAUACAGUUCCAACAAUCAAUAAGCACAGUAAUUUCAUUGAUUCCGAGACAAAUAAAUCUGAAAAUUACGACAUUCAAAAUUAUUCAGAUGAGAUUGAUACCAAGCAAGUAAAAGUAAUUAAUGAUUCUAAUGCUUAUAUACAACAGCAUCAAGUGAAUUUAUGUGAUGCUUGUACGCAGGUUGAAGUGAUCAAGUUUGAUAAGUUUGUAGAAGCAACCAUUGAUUCUGUUGAUAUGGAGGUGCAGAUCGCUAUUGAUGAUGAGGUUAAAGAACUCGGAACAGCGGUAUGUUUCAAUGUAUUACAAAAUAAAUGUGUAAAUUUUCCUUAUUCUACUCAUUUACACAUCAUAGUUCUUGGAAGCGAAACUAAAUAACUUUGUUGUUAAUUCAGAGUGCUUGUAAGCAUACUUAACAAUCUCCGUUUCCACUUGAGACAGUGUAAAGCACUCACUCCUUACUCAAUAAUAAUAAUGAUAAUUUUAGGAACCAUUUUAGUGAUAGAUAAUCAGAAUUUUACAUGGUCUACCUCGCUUGGUUUUGAUCCACAUUUCAUAUGAUGACUGAUGAUACUAUUCGACUGUUCAAGCCCCGGUUGAUAGAGCCAGGUCUAAAUUUGUGACCUAUUGAUUGAAAGUUGAGAACCUUGACUACUGAGCGUUUAUUUGCGACUCUUUGGCUGGAUUUAUCAGCGUCAUGAAUUCCACUGUCAUCCAUGAUCCAAAGAUAGAAACGUUUUAACAAAGACUAUUGCGAUAUCCAUUCAGAAUACAGAUAUCCCGGCAGAGACUAAUUAGUUGGAAUCAACAAUCGAAAGAUACAAAUUCUUAAGACGAAGUUAUCAGUACGGGAUUUUCAAAUGUUCAUAUUUAACACAACAAUAGUCUUCGGCGUUCUAUUAUCAAAUGACUUUAUGGUGUAUUAUAAAUGGUUAUAAAUUAUCCUUUUUCUCAAAACUCCCUUCAACCUUGAAUAUCCCCAUAAAUAAUCGUUUGUAAAUACAACAUAUGAUGUAAUUGAGCAAUUUUUGUGAUUGAUUCGUUUUACUCAUUCAAAUGAUUUCUGUCUUACAUUUCCCUACAUUAAUUACUCCCAUCAACUUAAAAAUGUUUAUUAUUCGCGAUGAUUCAAGUAGUAUUUCUCACCACAGAAAAAACAAUAGUUUGGUAGUGUCAUCAUUUAUCACAUACUUGUUUUUUUUUGUGAAUUAUUUACUCUUUAUUAGGUUAUUGAUAAGUUACUGUGACAUUUGAAAUACUAAUCUUUAAUCUUUUUUUUUCAAAUGUAUGUCUCGUUUAUUAAUGAGUUUGUAGGUCACAAUAACAAGGUUGGACGUGAUAUAGUAUCAAAUAAAUUGAGUUUUGAGUAGAAUGUUAAUCUUAUAUAUAUGUUUCGUGAUAUCUCAAUAAGUCACUUCUUCAGAAUAGAAGUGACGUGCGUUAAGUCUCCUUUGUUUUUUUGUUUGGUAAAGUCAAAUUUAAUGCAAAUAUUUUACUACUUACAUUUAUCUAUAUGUUACUGCUUAACACUAGCUUGAAUUGUGUUCGUUAGACAACCGACUUGAUAAACACUUGACAUAGAUUAUUUCAUGAAGUCUGUAUGUAAGAUAUCGGUUUUUAAAGUUUCUAAUUACAUUUAGCCAUCACUUAUCAUCAAGUUGAUUAUAAUGACAAUUGAUCUAACCGUUAAUUACGUAACUUCGUUUCCUCCAUAUGGUCAUACUGUAAGCUCUGGUCAAAAGUGUUACAAAUUGUGGCCUGUGCUCCCUGUUAAUGUAUAACGUAAAGAUACCGCCAUUUGGAGAGCAGUGAAUUACUGAUCGGACCGAUGACGUGUAUGACCUGUACGAGCAGUCUAGAGUCUUGAUUGGUCCUGCUUUUCUCCUAGCCCAGACAGUUGAGUCCAGAACACCAAUCUCAGCCUCUGCAAUAUGAAUCAUUUAUUUCAAGCAUACUGGGUUUAUAUACCAACCAGACAAACCGCAUUGUACCAUAAAAUAUGAAACAACAUUUGUACAAGAAUUAGCCAAAAGUGGCUGUGAAUGAGGGAGGUAGUAAUUAAUAGCAUAAUUCGAUAAUGGUAAGUCGUAUAAUAAUAGUUUAUGGGUCAAAAUAAAGCUUAUGAUAAGAGGAACAUGAAUAUGAAUUGUUUAGUUACAUAACAAUUAUACGAUAAAAAUAUACACAUAGUAUUGGUCCAUAAAUGGAUCCCAAAUUUACCAUUGAUUAUGCAUAUCGGAGCAUAACAAAAAGUAAACCAUAUCUCUGUUAAUUGUAUUAUAAAAGCUAAUUCAUAGAUUACAAAUGCAACAUGAUUUUCUAUUGAUGGUCAACAAAGCUCCUAUAUAAAACUAAUAUUUAUACUUCAGGCUUGUACAAUUAUUCAGUCAAUUUGUAAUAUUUCAUAACCAGUAUGAUGACAGUCUUCUAUCAUUAGGUUCGUACUGAAUGUUCCGUGGUUUUAUUACUAUCAACCUUCAACAUUUCACUGUUUUCACAUUAAUCGUAAUGUUUUCUUCCUAUAUUUUCAAAAUACAUGUAAUUCAAUCGAACCGGAUUUGUCGUACUUAAUAUUCGGUGCUUGUUUUAUAACACAUAAUUGAUAACGGGUUAAAAGUGCAUUCUUUUUAAUUUUCAGAACUCACGUGAACAACUAAAUUUAAUACCAUCAAAUCCUAACGAUAAUAUAAAUCAUUCGGAUAAUACCCGUUAUUCUAAUCAACCUACUCGAACUACAAAAACAACAACUCGUUCUCGUACCUGGAAUACAACUUCAGCCGCUGCUAUACUUAGUCAUAUUGUUGUAAAAGAAGAGGAAGAAGAAUCAAUUGUGACUAUUGUAGAUGAAUCAGAUACACCUAACAAUAGUACAAUCAAUAAUAAUAAUCAAAAGUUUUAUCAAGAUCAAAUUGAAAAAUGUAAAUUGGAAAUUUCCAAUUUAAGAAAACAACUUGAUCGAAUAAAUACAUGCCAAAAAGAAAUGGAACAAACGAAACAAUCAUUGGAAUUUAUACAACAAAAGCAAGAUAAAGGUAUACAAACUAUGGUGUUUUGUCCAAAUCUAUCUAACGAUGUCAGGUUAAAAACCUCACUAACUCAUCAUAUUUCAUCAUCUAUUCAUAGAAUGCAUCAUCGUUCUUUACCGGCUUUGUUCUCACCAUCAUUCUCUUCAAAUAAUGAAGACACUGGUGUAGAAAUGUCUCAAGGUCUUUUAGACUUAGAGAGUAUUGAAUCUACAACUCCAUCAACUGCAAAAUCACCAAUUAUUCAAGAUUUAAUUUUAAUGAAACAUGACAAAUGUUCUUCUCCCGAAGAUGAAAAUCUGCAGACUUUGAUGGGAUCUCCUAUUUCUGAUAAAGAUGAUGAAUUGGGAAAUGAAAUUCCAGAGAUAAUGCUUUCAUCAGAACAUCUGGAUGUUACUCCAAGUUCAUGUGUUUCAGAGAACGCUUGUUGUAAAAUUCCUGAUUCCGUUGACUCUGAUCCUCAAACUAUAUGUGCUAUAUCCAACAGUAAUGUUGAAAAUCCAGGAGCUGUGGUUUCAUUGUCUGAGGUUUCAACGUUAAUUGAACAGCUUAUGGAAUCAGAGGUUCUUAUUAAAGCACUACGUAAUGAAAUUAGUGGUCUUACAAAAUACCAAAUUGAAUUACAACGUGAUUAUGAUGCUGUACAUGAAAUGUUAGAGGAGCGUCAAAAUGACCUUAUUCGAGUAACAGAACAGCUGCUUGAAACAGAGAAUAAAUGUAAAAGUCUUAGCAAUCCAAUGUCAGAGCGGAAAGAUGUUAUUUUAGAACGAGAUGAAGACCUGUUCCUUCUCAGUGAAGAUAAAAAAUCUUUGGAAUUAAAAGUUACUCAAUUAGAAUUGGAAAUUGAAGAAUUGAAAGCUCAAGUAAAAUAUAUUGACCGUGAUAAUCUUGUGUCUUCUGCAAUUGUACAAACGGAUUUGACGAGUUCGACAAAAAUGGUUCAAACAGAUGAUAUCCCUAUUUCACUUGAAAAUCAACCUUCUGUAUAUUCUGAUCCGAGUAAAGAUGUAAAACUGAAUAUUCUAUAUGAUCGUAAAAAUUUUCAUCCUAAUAUUGAACAAGAACAUAUUCAUCAAAUAUGGGCAACAUCUACGCCUAAGGAAGAAGAAUCACCUAACUCAACAUUUUUAUCAGAGGAGAAUGAUGCACUUUCAGGAGCUGUCUCAGCUGAGCUCAAUAUUUUAUCUAAUCGUUUAAGAGAAGAGAGUGUUCGACUUGCAACAGUGACUGCAAUCGCGACUGCUCGUCAGUCAGUUUGUGAUCGACCAGGAAGUAUUUUAAUUAGUAAAACAAAUGAUAAUGAAGAAACUACUAUAAAGGUAGAAUAUAAUGAAUGUGCCCCUUGGAUUAUUGAAAUUCGUAAUUCCUAUUUUGAUUUGAAAGAAGCAGUUAAUGAAGUGACCAAGAUUAUACAUAACAAUCCAUGGAUUAAUAAAGACCAGUCUACCUUUGAAGAUAGUGAAGAAACAGUGAGAAUGUUUAUGAAUCGACUUUUAGUUUCAUUAACUAAAGCUUUGGAUACCGAUGAAAAACUUUGGAUUUCAGUAAUCACUUCUUCGAUUAAUCAAACUUGUGAUAUACUUCGAAGUAGGACGUUAUCAGUUCCCAAUCCAGGAGUGCAAUUACCCACAGAGAAUAUUUUGUGCCAAAUUAUACAACAUUUGACAGAACGAAUAUCAGCUUUUAUGCGUCGUGAAGAUGAGUUUCGUAAAUGUCUUAUUGAUGUUCUUCAUGUAGAAGAAGCUUCAUUUAAAUCCGAAUUGAAAACCCAUGUUAAUCGUUCUGAUGCUUUGGUCGGCGAAAUGAAUCGUUUGACCAAAGUUGUAAGUUCGUUAUCAGAAGAAUUAAAUAAUGCAAAUAAUCGAACUAAUGAAAUGCAAGGUCAAUUGUGUGAUUUACAAGUUGAUCUUGUUCAUACACAGCAUGAAUUACAAUUGAAGGAAGAUGAAGUUCAGCGUCAACGAACUAAUGUUGAACAGUUAAGAUUACAAUUAUGUAAAGAAAACACACAAACAGAGAAAUUUCGUACGGAACUUGAAACAUUACAGUCAGCUAAGAUUCAAGCUGAAAAUGAAUUGUCAUCAUCAAAUAAUUUAAUUCAAGAAUUGAAAAUAUCAUUAACAAAUGAAAAGAAUCGAGCUCAGUCAUUAAAAAUUGAAUUGGAUCAAUUAUAUGACCAAAUUAGGAAGAACACUUAUCAAACUACACUAAUGCCAAAUAAUAUUAAUAAUAAUUAUGUUAUUGAUGAAAAUAUAACUACGGCUAAUGAAAAUAAAGCACCUAAUGAGUGUUCAUCAAAUCUUAAUCAACGUGUCUAUGAAGCGAUAAAUCUCGCUACAAUUCAUUUAGCAUCUACUCGACGUGAUACAAUUAAAUUACAAAAUCAAGUCAAAGAAUUACAGACGACUGCUCAUGGUUUACGCUUAAAUCUCGCCGAAGCAGAACUUCGUCUUAUGCCUACUUUGACAUCUGUACUGCCAGGUACUUUUAAUCUUUCAGGUAUUAAUAAUACAUCACAAUGUUCCAUGAUAAAACAAUCAGCUACAAAGAAAAAAUCGCCUGUUUGUGGAGAUCAGUCAGAAUUGACAAGUGCCAAGUUUACUAAACUAAAAAAUGUUUGCGUAGAUUUACUAUCACGCGUUGCAGUGGAUGAACGUAAUGAUUAUCUACAAAAGGGUGAUGAUAAUGAUGAUCAUAAUUCUGAUUCACAUUCAUCAGACGAUGAUAGUAUUGGAGAGAAUAUUUUCAUUGGAUCUGGAAUCAUAAAUUCUUUAAAUCGUGGUGGUGGUUAUCGUUUAGAUGCUGAACGCGACGAAUCCUCAUUGAAUAAUGGUAAUAAUAACUGUGGCAUACUCAAUAAAGGAUCUUACAGAUCUAAUAAGGCAACUAACAGACGAUCUACUGAUACUCUAAAUAAUUCACUCCAGUCUACAUCUGACAGUCACGUGAAAACUAUAAAUAUGGCAAAUUCGAAUAAGAUAAAUAACUCUGUCCAAACUUUACCCAUUAUGACAACUAAUGUAAUACCGUCUUCACCAAGUGUUCAUAUUAAUCAAACUGUGUCUAUGGAACAAUAUUUCUCGCUAUACGUCCGUUUUCUUCGUGCUCAAAGCUAUCGUCGUUCACUAUCAUUCCAAAAACAUUAUUUACUUCUUCUUUUGGGUAAUUUUCAAUAUACAGAAAAUGUAGUAGUUGCAAUUCUUGGAUGUCCUGAAUCUCGGGGCACCUCACAAACAGAUCCUAAAAAUAGAUCUUCACAAGUGAACUUAAGCCCACUCCGAAGAUUUCGUACCAUAGGUCGUGUUUUCCAAGUUAUUCAUAGAAUGAAACUUUUAGUCAAUAAAUGGCGACGUUUAGAUAUACCCUCUAUGGAAUCAACUCCUAUUAAUAAUAAAAUUUUAUAUAUGCAUACAACAACUCCAACUUCAUAUUAUGCACCACCAUUCCAAAAUAGGUCAUUUAGUUCCACUUUAGAUCGUAACAACCGAAAUAAUCGAGUUCCUAACGGGUCUUUACGAACACCUUUGAAAGAAUUACAUGCGGAAGAAUCCAACAAUACAUAUUCAUCUGUACUACAAAAUUCUUCUCUUUUCAAUGGAAAACAAUGUUUAUCAAAUUAUCCGGUUCAUACUCCUAGAUUGUCACAAAUUCAAACUUCACCCAGUGGUUACAGUUCAUUGUUGGAAAAUCAAACAAUCUCUACCGGUUCUUCACAUCGGCGAUUGAUCUCAUCUACCACGUCAAACCCCGGGACACACAACCAACCAGUUUGAUGCACAAAAUAUUCGACCAAGAGUACUGUCAAAUUACAAAAUUACAAGCGUAUAAUCACAAAAUAAACCAAUUUUCGGUUCUUUGCUACUUAUCUAACUAUGUAUGUUAUAUUCUUUAUUCACAAAUACUUUAUUUCUUAUGGCGUUUAUAUAUAGAAUACUUUCUCCCUAACUACAUUGAAAUUAUCCACUAUGUACUUUAUAUCUAGUUCAACACAGUUUUUAUAUUUUAAAUGUUUCAGGCAACCAUAUUCAUCAUUUAAUCUAUCAACAACAACAAAAACGCCAACAACAAUUGCAAUCACUCGACAACUUCCUGUUACCUAUAUUCCAAUUAAUAAAUCAAAUUUUUCUUAUGAUCGUCCAUUUACUAGAAAUUAUCAUCAACAAUCUUCUUCAUCUUCAUCUAGUCUAUCUAUUGAGAAUCGACAUCGUGUUUCUUCAGUUUCCUCUUCCAUUUUUUGUCGAGUCGAUUCCAUUCAAACACAGACAUUACGAACUUCAAGUCAUAAUCAUCAUAGCAGAAAUCAAAUUAUCAGUACAAAUAAACGUCCUAGUUUUAGCUAAUUGAUUAGUUAUUCUUAUUAUUUGUUUUUGAAUGGAAUCCGUUGACGUACAAUCACUGUGUAUAUCCGAAUAUAAUUAUAGGCAAGUUGUAUAAUAUAGUGGAUUUUAUUUUCAUUUUUAUGAUUUUUUGAAAUUCUUCUAAUCUUCUCUCUUUGUUAUUUUACAAUCUUCAUCCAUCUGCUCAUUCGGUUGUUCAUUUAUUUGUUUUGAGAACUUUUUUUUUAAAGAAGUAAAUCUUAUUCUGUUCUCAGAUUAUGUUUUUUUCUAAGAUGAAAAUAUUGCAUAUUAUGUAUGUAUUAAUACUACUAUUAUUAUCAUUAUACGUAUGAGUGAUGAUGAUGAUGAUGAUGAUGAUACAACUAACGCGACGCAUUUAGUGUGUUCUCUUUUUAAGAAUUAAAUAAACAUCUAUCUAUCUAUUUUACUGUGUACCAAUUGACCAUAUGAUUCUAUUUUGUUCAAUAAGUAAACUAUGUUUAUGAACAAAGAUAUAGAACAUUAAUGUUAAACCGAUUAUGGGAAUAUCCCAUUAUUAUGAAUUUAUAUGUUAUUACUAUUAUUAUUAUUAUUAUUAUUAUGAAUAUUCAAUAAUUGAUACCGUUGUCAAUCUAGCCAACUUUUUUUAUAAAUUUUCAUUAUCGAACCUAAUACAUGAGAUUUUUAAGUGCUCUAUGUUAUUAAUCUGUUUUCCAGAUGUGUACAGUACUCGAUUUAUAUAUCUAUCUGUGUAAACUAGUUCUUUGGUUAGUUAACUCUCCCUUUGUGUACAAAAUUUACUACCCUUCAAUUGUAUAAGAAAUAUAUAACUAAAUCUGAGAAAACCAUGUUUUUAUUAAUAACUCAAAAAUUUCAAUGCAACUUAAUUUUAAGUACGUGAACUUAUCCUUGGUAAAUGAGUCACAUACACAGUCUUAUGGUAAUACAAAUGAGGUGGAUGUUCGCCAGUUUCAUUAAUUUAACCAGAAUCGAUACACGGUAUUAUGGUUUUAGUUCUAAUCCAGCUUCCUUGUAAAUAAUUAUUCGAAUAUAUACUUCCUUUCAUUGCAUGUUAAGCUUAAUAACUUUGUUUUGAAGACGCCAGUGAUACUACUGAUAAAAAUUUCCUAAAAUGAUCUAAUUAUUAGAUCGAUUUCAUCAGAUCGUUGUAGUGGACCUACGUCCACUGUUUUAAAAUGAGUGGGUUACUUAGUCCCACAAUUUUUUAUAUUGAAUUGUUAACAACUGUAUGUACUUUUAUGAAUUUUAUAUUAAAAAGUAACAAGCCAUUCGGAUAACAAAUAUAAUACCCUAAACAUUAUAAGCAAAUAUGGAUGGUGGCUAGUAAUGGAAUCCAGGACGUGCGUGAAACGUUCACGACCUUUUGUAAAAUUUAAAAGAGUUUAUUUAUUGCAUCUAUUACAUUCACUAAUUUCGUAACUUAAGUAUCACAUGAAUUUCUACUCUAGUCAAAAUAAACGUUAUCAUUUAUUUUCUUCAAUAAAAAGCUGUCAAUAUCUAAUAAAAACACCAAUUAGCUACAACGUAGGACCAGGCACAUUUAUAAAUCAGUUCAAGUUGCCACACUUCAUUGGCACACAAAGAUAAACAUCAAAUUCAUAGCAGUAGUUACUUCAGUGGUAGUGAUAAUUAAAAAAAGAUUGCAUAUACGAAUAUAAUACAAGGAAAAAAAUUAGUUCAUAGUUCGGCUUGGGUAAUACAUGUCCCAACCAUUUCAGUCGAUGUAGAUUGACAACUCCAUCAACUGAUUUACCAUCAUUCCCUAAUAUUCUAAUUCUAACCCCACUCUUACAUGGUGAUCCCAGCAGAUGCGAGCAAUAUUUCUAAGAAAUAUGAGAUCAAAUGUUAGUAACUUGCGAAUAUCUCUUAAUGGCCACGUUUCGCAGCCGUAAAGUAAAACAGAACGAACUGCUGCACAGUAUGCUCAUUUCAGAGUAUAUUCGUUUGAG